Molecule: messenger RNA, 13995 nt
Organism: Mirounga angustirostris (Northern elephant seal)
Lineage: Eukaryota; Metazoa; Chordata; Mammalia; Carnivora; Phocidae
Gene: MN1
Product: MN1 proto-oncogene, transcriptional regulator
Exons: 5
Coding region: 7195-11160 (1321 amino acids)
Biological process (GO): regulation of DNA-templated transcription
Source: RefSeq, a predicted model, not a curated record
GGUCUAGAGCCCGGAUACCCUUAAUCAGGCUGUGCCACCUACAGGUGACUUUCUAGGACGCCCCUGAUUGUGCCGCACCCCUCCUUGAACACUGCAUGGCUCUCUGAGGCCCGGAGCAGUGCAGCCAAGGCCAGCGGCCAGCGAGAGCCGCCUCCUGCCGUCUGUGAAGUGGGGCCAGCACUGCUCGUCUACCUCCUGGCCGUUGGGUGGUCAGGCCUGGGUGGAAGGGACCGUGCGUAGCGUGGAUGUUGCCCAUGGAAAGCGCUCAGCAUAGGAAGACAGUUGCUGUUGUUUGCCAUCAGAUUGCCAACCCAUACCAACCGAAAGUUGAAGGAGAGAUUUUUUGGCCCGCUGAGACUGCAUAACCAUCUGCCAUAAAUUGAGACUAGUACGGCUUAUUUUGGUGAAUGCAAAAUUGGAUCCCAUUCUUUACUCUGUGGCUUGAUUCAACUUCCAGAUGGUUAAUCCACAUGAAGUAAUAGGAAUGCACCACAGCUCUGCUUAGCUGAAGAUGGAGACGUAAUAUUUAUUUGCUGAUGUGGAGGCCUCCGAACGCUGCCCUGUCGGGAUGUCAGUAUAUAACACAGCAGCACAAAAAUGUCAGCCUGUUUCAUGGGAGUGGCAGCCUUCCUCCGAGUUGCCACGGGGGACCCCCGGAUGUCUUUUUUUUUUUUUUUUUGGUCUGCCCUUGACCUAAUCUCAAGAGGUUUUGUUCUCUCCUGGGCUGUUUCUUAUCAGCUACGUCUGCCCGUGUAGCCGGCUUCGCAUCUGCUUUGACUUUAGUGCCUGUGACAUUUUCAUUAAUAUUUCUUCAAGGUUGAGCCUUUCCUUCAAAUAUCUUGCAGCUCACAGAAGCCGUAGCUCAGCUGUGCCCAGCUAGGGGCCGCUGGGAAAUUUGGCUCAGCAGUAUCAACAAGCUCAGUCAUCUCCGCCCAGUUGGGCUAAUCAAUCCAUUUUCAUUUUUGCUUCUCCCCACUCUAGCCUGCCACGCUGGGAAUGCUCUGAAGGAGAUCUAGGUCAGCAGAUUCGGGGUGCUUUGACCCCACUGGCACUUUUACUCCCAGGGGUCUUGACUGCCCCCGCUGCCUGGAUCACCCCCCCCCUCCCCGCCGCCCCUGCCAGCCAAACUUGCCCUUGUAAACUCCCCACCUACUCUACCUCUGGACUUCAGAGGUGGGCCACGUUACCCCACCUAUCCCAGGGAGGACUGGGGCUCAGGGCUUCCUGUCAGCUCCCACGAGACCCUGUGCAACACCUGCGUUUGAAUCACUUGGGGAGUGUUUUAAAAAUGCAUACUCCUGGGUCAUGGGAGACCAACCAUCCCAGUUUGCUCAGAACUGUCCUGGUUUUAGAACUGGAGUCCUGUGUCCCAGAGAACCCCUAAGGUCUGGGCAAAAGGGGACAGUUGGUCACCCUACUUGGCUCUACUCCAGACCUGCAGAAGGAGAACCCCUGAGGGCUCAGGCCUAGGGUUCUGCAUUUUGAUCAGUUUCCAGCAGAGACGCUGGCGCACAAUUGAACUUGGGAACCGUAGCUGGAAGCCUCAAGUGCCCACAGAGCCCAUGCUCUCUCCCUCGUGUGCCCAGCAGAGAUUGGAUGUAUAGGACAUUUUGCAUGAAUUUAGCACCAAACGCCAUCAUCGUUUACUUCUGUAGAGUGUUUGCUUCCCCGCCGACAGUGAGACCCUCCAGAGAAGAAAGAGGCUCUGCCCCGUUCACUUUUGAAUUCUUAGUUCCCAGCUCUGUGCCUGGCCCGCAAUCGACACUCCAAACAGACUGGAGGAAUAAUUAGAUACAAGCAAAUAUUCAUGGUAGGGAAAGUGACCCAGACCUGUUUCCCACAUACUUUUCCAACGUUCUGGGGUGGACUCGAUUAGAAAUUAGAUCAAGGAAAUUCUAGUUAGGGCAGGAAUUAGAUCUAGGAUAUUUUUUAAAGGAAGAAAAACCUUGGAAGUCCCAAGAUGGAACAAAUAAGAAAUUAGAUCUAAGAAAUUCUAAAAUGGAAUGGACAGGAACUGCGAAUGUUCUACGAUGGAAUCGUUCUUUCUUCCUUGAUCGUCCCGGGAGCUUCUGCAGGCAGAAAGUACAAGAGGCCAGAUGCCUUGUACCUGAUUAUCACAGCUCAACAUCCCUUAGUGCCUUCAAAUGUUGGAAGUCUGCAGCUCCCCAAAUAAUCAUAGCUGUGCAUGAAGACGGACUCAAGUAUGAGUUCUCCAGGCUGGGUAGGGGGGGACCAGGAAGCCCAGAAAACAAGCUGGGCCAAGGGUAAAGGAGUGGGAGCCAGUGUCUGGCCCCGGCAGGAUCUCAGCACCAGGAUCCUUCGCUUCUCAACUGGCAGAGCUCAGCCAGGUGAUACUCCUGUCACCUGAGUGCAACCCCCAGCUUUAUUCUAAGUGAUCAGAUCUCGCCACCUCAUCUGUAUGAUGAGGAUGGAAAGACUCUCCUCUGGAUUGUGGUGCAAACAUAAAGGAUUAUUUGCAUGGGUUUGCAUUGCAUGUCUGUGAAAACACUGCCCUUGGCUCAGGGUCCUGGUCUCACACCCUGCUCGCGAUCAUCAGGUUGGCAAGAGGGAGCAGAUGCAAGGAAUAGAGUCUGCGACUGCAAAAAGAGCUGGGUGCUCCUUAAGGGAUCGAACCCACAGGAUUUAGUGGCCAUCAGCACGCUUGCUCGAAGGCAUCAUCUAAGGCCCCAGUGAUAGGCUGUGGAAGGAAGCAGGAGACCUGGCUCAACACCCCCACUCCCUGACUGGGUCAAGUGCGCCUCUUACUCCCUACUUGAGAUCGUGUAGGCUCCACCUUCAGAAUAGGUCCAGAAUCCGAUCGUCCCUUCUGACUGUGUCCACCACAACAAUCCUGACCCUGUCUAGCCACCAUCCUUUCUUCCUGGGUGGUGAAUCAAAACCUUCCUAACUGGCCCCUUCCCCUCCCACAGAGGAGCCAGAGGGUUUCACGUAAGUAUCAGACAGGUCACAUCCCUCCUCCUCUCAAAGCCCUGCCAUGUAACUCAGAUUACAGGUCUCCUUUACUGGGACCCCCACUCUGUCCCCUCCCCCUCUUAGGCCUCCUCUCCCUCACUCCCCUCCAGCCACGCUGGCCUCCUUCUGGCUGCUUCUCCAACACUCUCCAACACUCCAGGCAACUCGCCUCAGGGACUUUGCACCGGCUGUUCCUGAAGUCCAGAACAUGCUUCCACCAGAGCCCCUCACAGCUCCCUCCCUUGCCUCACCUGGAUGCUCCAGUGUUCCCUCUUCAAGGGGGUCUUCCCAGACCACCUCACAUAAAACCAGGCCCUCCGCCUAUCUGUCAGAGUUCCUUAUCCUUCACAGCACUUAUCGCUACUGCACGGUGCACGCAUGCACAUGCGUGUGUACUGCUGGUCUCUCCCAGUUGGACUGGAAGUUCCAAGAGAGUCAAUUUUUCCCUGUCCUCCGUUCCCAGAGCCAGGUGUGGUCUGCACUGGGUGCUCAGGAAGCAUGUGCAAGUGAGCCACUCUGACGUUUCUCCCAUGUUAGACCAGGCUGGCGACUCUCGGAGAACCACACGGUAGUUGCAAAGAUCACAAUAUAACCGAACAGGGCUGUCCAAACGUAAUGAUGGCCAUUAGCGUCUCUCUACCCCAGAGCGGCGAUUCUGGAGCAUUCUGUGUAAUUGGAGCACAAUUAAGCAUAUGGCAGUGUUUCCACCAGGCCGUACAUCUGAUUCUGAGCUUCCUCAACGUGGGCUCUGGUUUCUUUCUUUUUUUCCCUGUAACAACAAACCUGGAUCCACCAUCGGGCAGGCCCCGUGGUCUGGAUCACAAGGGAAUACUGGGGAAUGAGAUUCAUACUAACAGGAUUUAAUCCUGAGACAUUGGGCUAUAUAUCCAGUGGCGAUUUCCUGGAUUUUGCAGCCAACAUAAAUAACAGCCAGAGGAUUCCCGCUGUGUGCCGUGAGAUGCGUCCUGCUAAGCCGGGGCAGGAAGCUGCCCAGCCUGGGCUGUUAUUGAUGGACCAGGCAGGGCCUCCCGAUGGAAUCAGUGGAGGUGCACACGUCCCCUCCCCCCCAGUGCCAGACCCCUCACUGGCCUUGCUCAUUCUUCCAGGAGUGCCAGGCACUGUGUAAAGCAUUCUCGGGAUGGGAGGAGUUUAGAGACCGACGGCAGAGAUGAGAAUUAGGAAAUACAUUGGCACCCCAUUCAGCCACGCAGUGAAAUCCCUCUCCUGUACAUACGAGUCUACAGGUCCUGUCUUUCCAACUGGGCUGUGAACUUCCGGAGGGUGAGGUCUGCAUUUCAGGUGUCCAGGUCCUGGGAAGUUGGAAGUCAUCUGUGGUACCUCAUUUUUAUAGAAGAGAUAACUAAAGAAGGAAAAUGUAGGGCAGGGUUAGAAAUAACUUGCAUCUCCAUCCAUGGGGAAGUGGACAGAUAACAUACGGGAUGGUCAUGCCCUGGAAUAUUAUAUAGUAGUUGGAAGGAGGAAGGAUGAAUCUCGAAAAUUAAUACUGAUGGGGAAAAGAAAAUUGCAAAUAAGCCACAGAAGAUGGUAUCUCUUACGUUCUUUUAAAAACCACCUACCCACCCAUUGUUAUUUGUUGUUCUUGGAUACAUAAAUAUGUACAUAAAGGGGUGGCAGGUGUCCUGGAACGAUGAAGCUACAUUAAAAACAUGGUGGCCCAUGUCCAUGGUAGCAGGGAGGGGAACACACUGGUGGGGAAAGUCUGGCCAGACUGAUGAUAAUAUCAAGCUCUCCUGGAUGAGUGUCCUUUAGGGAAUCUGUUAAUUCCCAUGCACCUGCCAGUCAAAAAUAAGUCAGUCGAGUCCUACAUUGGGUAUAGAGAUUACUUAAAAAAUAUAUCGCCAAAUAAGUAAGUCAGACUUUCAGUGUCUCCCAGCCUAUGGUGGUAUAGUCUAGGCCUGGGUCCCCUGAGCCUCAAUCUGCCUCUUUUGUGGGUUUUCAUUAACUACCUGCUCAAUUCAUACAACUUCUGCAUUCAUAAAACCGAUAUACUAGAAGAGCUUGCUUGGCCAAAAAAAAAAUAUUCUUUACUGAGUCCUGCAGAUAAAAAUCUACCUCCUAGUGCAUCCUCCCCUCUCCCCGUAACAGUCUGUUGCUCCCUUGAUUUGCAUGGAACACUGCAGCGUCUGCUUAUUCUUGCUGUUCUAUCUGUUGCUUUGGCUCUUCUGUCUGCUUGUUGUUGCCCCAGGAGUUUGAUCAGUUAUAGCACCCCAAGCCUUGGAGGUCUUUUCUCUUCCCCGACUCAAGUUUUUCCUCGGUUCUUGUUUUUUUUUUUUUUUCUUCUCUUUAUUCAAACCACGUGUCUUGAAUAGCUUCUCUGUGCCAUUAGCUCUACUGGGUGGGAUCCAAACAUCAAUACAAGAUCGUUCCUCCCUUCAAGGGGGAUUCAAAUGUAAUAUCCCCCCUUUCUUAGGCAGGUCAACAAGCGUCAGGCAAGGCCAGGGGUGGAGAAACAGAGAUGCCCACAGGGAGCGGUCCUCUGUUCCAAGCAGGAACUCUCAUAAAGGCCACUGACACUCAGGCAUGUAUGCAGAGGAGGGUGGGCAGAGGGGAGAGGGAAGUGGAAACUGGGUUUAUAAGAAGGCUGGAAGGGCCUGGAAGUCUACAUUCCAUUUCAGAGGCAGCGGAUAUCUCCUCCUGUCUGCAGCACUCAAGGACUAGUAAUGUGAGUUUGGGGGAAGGAGGGCCCCAGCUGGGAGUCCACACAGGUUGAGACAAUUAGGACGAUAAUUUGGGUUGAGUCAUCUUGGCAGAGGCCAGGAGGAAAGUGUUGGGUGGGUGGGGUCCCCAAUCAGCAUAAUUGCUCCAGACUUCUGCUUCUCCUUGACACAGCAAUAAAAUAAGUUAAUCCACGGCUUGAAAAGGGUUGAGUCUGCUCAUGCAACGUGGCAUUAACAGCAAAAUCUGCCCGAACCUGACACCAGGGUGACCUGGCAAGGACCCAGUCCUGGGGCAGGAGCAGAGAACAUGGCGGGCGGUGGGGGGUGGGGGAAUAGGCAUAUUAUAUCCCUGCCCGGAGCCUCAAUGCCCCAAUCAGGAAAACAGGAAUAAUGUCAUGUUCUGUCAAUUCUAAGAAAUCCUUCCCUCCCCACCCUGCAUUUUAAUAGCUCUAAAAUUGGGAUGUGGUUUACAACUGAUAAUGUCCUAGAUUUGGUGAAAUACGGUGCUAAGAAGAAAAAACUAGGAGAAUCAUUACAGUUUAUGGCAUGCUUACUCCGUGCCAGGCACUGUUUCCGGGAACUUUACGGUUUAAUCCUCUCAACGACCCUAUGAAACGAAUACUGAUUUCAUGCCCAUUUUAUGGAUGGAAAAACUGAGGUUUCAAGGAGAUUCAUAUGCCCUAGUGUCCAAAGCCCGUGAAUAACAGAUGCAAAGUCCUGUGAAGUGGCCUUUUGAUGCUCCCACGUGCACAUGUCAUUUGGAAUGAUAGCAUAUUUAUAUUUGCAGCCUGAUUGCAUAGUAGGUGCUUGAUUGUUUCUACCAUUCCAAGCUGCCCUCUGUUCGGACCAUAGCACUGCCAGCCAUGUGGAGGUCCAAAAAAUGGUUGCUGCCUGCCAGACCAGAUGGGUGAACAAACUUCCUGUAAUCGAUGUCCUGCAACAUGUCAUGGCCUGGCCCACCCCGGAGGUCACGUGCACACAGUGCAGUAGCUCUGCUCUCCAGCCAGAGAGAGAGACAGCGAGAGAGAGAACAUAGGCAGGGAGAGUGGGAGAGGGAGAAGCAAGCUUCCCACUGAGCAGACAGCCCGACGUGGGGCUCGAUCCCAGGACCCCGGGAUCAUGACCUGAGCCGAAGGCAGACGCUUAACGACUGAGCCACCCAGGCGCCCCGAGAGACUGGUUUCUUAAUUGAGCACCUGGAUACAGCCAUGCCUGAAGCUAAUGCAAUUAUCUCCGACCCCUCCGCGCAAACCCACCCGCGGCUGUGCCAACCGCCGGAGCAUGGGCCCCCCAACACGGCUCCCGGAGGCCCCGCGGCACCGCAAGAUGUGAGAGGCCCGGGUCCGGCAGAGCCAGAGCUUCGGGAGAGGAGCUGAUAGCCCCCAGCCUCCACACGCCAGGCGAGGUGGCGGUGCGCACUGCGCCCCCGCGGUGCUGAGCGUCCCGGAGCGCCCAACCCGGGGCCGGAACGUUUAGCUGGCCGGAGGCGCGCCGCGGAGAGCAGGCUGUCAUGCCCUAUUGAUCCCCCCGCCCCCUGCCAAGUAUGUUUGGGCUGGACCAAUUCGAGCCCCAGAUCAACAGCAGGAACGCUGGCCAGGGCGAGAGGAACUUUAACGAGGCCGGACUAAGCAUGAAUGCCCACUUUAAGGCCCCGGCUUUCCACGCGGGGGGACCCCCUGGCCCGGUGGACCCUGCCAUGAGCGCGCUGGGCGAGCCCCCGAUCUUGAGCAUGAACAUGGAGCCUUACGGCUUCCACGCGCGUGGCCACUCGGAGUUGCACGCGGGGGGGCUGCAGGCGCAGCCGGUGCACGGAUUCUUUGGAGGCCAGCAGCCGCACCACGGCCACCCGGGAGGCCACCACCCCCACCAACAUCACCCCCACUUUGGGGGCAACUUCGGCGGCCCGGACCCGGGGGCCUCAUGCCUGCACGGGGGUCGCCUACUUGGCUACGGCGGCGCCGCCGGCGGCCUGGGCAGCCAGCCGCCCUUCGCGGAGGGUUAUGACCACAUGGCGGAGAGCCAGGGGCCGGAGAGCUUCGGCCCGCAGCGACCCGGGAACCUCUCGGACUUCCACAGUUCGGGCGCCUCGGGUCAUGCGGUGCCUGCCCCGUGCUUGCCGCUGGACCAGAGCCCUAACCGAGCCGCCUCCUUUCACGGCCUGCCCGCCUCCAGCGGCUCCGAUUCCCACAGUCUGGAGCCCCGCAGGGUGGCCAACCAAGGGGCCGUCGACUCGCUGGAAUACAAUUACCCUGGCGAGGCGCCCUCGGGACAUUUCGACAUGUUUUCGCCCUCCGAUUCCGAGGGGCAGCUGCCUCAUUAUGCGGCGGGGCGCCAGGUUCCCGGGGGCUCGUUCCCCGGUGCGUCGGCCAUGCCCAGAGCUGCAGGCAUGGUGGGCUUGUCCAAAAUGCACGCCCAGCAGCCGCCGCCGCCGCAGCAACCGCAGCCUCAGCCGCCGCCGCAGCAGCACGGCGUGUUCUUCGAGAGGUUCGGCGGGGCCCGCAAGAUGCCCGUGGGGCUGGAGCCGGCAGUAGGCUCCAGGCACCCGCUAAUGCAGCCUCCCCAGCAGGCCCCGCCGCCCCCUCCGCAGCAGCCCCCGCAGCCGCCGCAGCAGCCCCAGCCCCAGCCGCAGCCGCAGCCGCCGCCGCCGCCGCCGCCGCCGCCGCCGCCGCCGCCCGGGCUUCUGGUCCGACAAAAUUCGUGCCCGCCUGCGCUCCCGCGGCCGCAGCAGGGCGAGGCGGGCACGCCCAGCGGCGGCCUGCAGGACGGGGGCCCCCUGCUGCCCAGCCAGCACGCCCAGUUCGAGUACCCCAUCCACCGGCUGGAGAACCGGAGCAUGCACCCGUAUUCGGAGCCCGUGUUCAACAUGCAGCACCCCCCUCCGCAGCAGGCGCCCAACCAGCGGCUGCAGCAUUUCGACGCGCCCCCCUACAUGAACGUGGCCAAGAGGCCGCGCUUUGACUUCCCGGGCAGCGCGGGAGUGGACCGCUGCGCUUCGUGGAACGGCGGCAUGCACAACGGCGCGCUGGACAACCACCUCUCGCCCUCCGCCUAUUCGGGCCUGCCCGGCGAGUUCACGCCGCCCGUGCCCGACAGCUUCCCCUCAGGGCCAGCCCUGCAGCAUCCGGCCCCGGACCACCAGUCCCUGCAGCCGCAGCCGCAACACCAGCAGCCCCAGCAGCAGCAGCGCCCAAACGCGGCCCUCAUGAUUAAGCAGAUGGCGUCGCGGAAUCAGCAGCAGCGCCUGCGCCAGCCCAACCUUGCCCAGCUAGGCCACCCCGGGGACGUGGGCCAGGGCGGCCUGGUACACAGCGGCCCGGUGGGCGGCUUGGCCCAGCCGAACUUUGAGCGCGAAAGCGCGGGCGCGGGGCGCCUGGGCACCUUCGAGCCGCCGGCGCCUCACUUGGCGCAGGAGAGCGCGUGGUUCCCAGGGCCGCACCCGCCGCCGGGGGACCUGCUGCCCCGCAGGAUGGGCGGCUCGGGCCUGCCGGCUGACUGCGGCCCGCACGACCCGGGCCUGGCGCCGCCCCCUCCCCCCGGGGGCUCGGGCGUGCUGUUCCGUGGCCCUCUGCAGGAGCCGCUGAGGAUGCCCGGAGAGGGCCACGUGCCCGCGCUGCCCUCCCCCGGCCUGCAGUUCGGGGCCAGCCUGGCGGGUCUGGGCCAGCUGCAGUCGCCCGGGUCUGGGGUGGGGCUGCCCAGCGCUCCCUCCGAGCGCCGGCCCCCGCCGCCGGAUUUCACGGCACCGGCGCUCGGGGGCCAGCCCGGCUUCCCGUUCAGCGCGGCGAACCGGCAGGCCACGCCGCACAGCGGCCCAGGCGUGAGCUCGCCCCCGAGCGCGGGCGGGGGCGGCGGCAGCACGGGCGGCGGCGGCGGCGGCGGCGGCGGCGGCGGCGGCGGGGGCGCCUAUCCGCCGCAGCCUGAUUUCCAGCCCAGCCAGCGCGCCUCGGCCAGUAAGCUGGGCGCGCUGUCGCUGGGCUCCUUCAGCAAGCCCAGCUCCAAGGACAACCUGUUCGGCCAGAGCUGCCUGGCUGCACUCUCCACUGCCUGCCAGAACAUGAUCGCCAGCCUCGGGGCCCCCAACCUCAACGUGACCUUCAACAAGAAGACCCCGCCCGAGGGCAAGAGGAAACUGAGCCAGAACGAGGCCGACGGCGCGGCUGCGGCCGGCAACCCGGGCUCGGAGUACUUCCCCGGAGGGACUGCCCCUGGGGCCCCAGGGCCUGCAGGCCCGUCGGGGACUAGUACCAGCGGCUCCAAAGCCUCAGGGCCGCCCAACGCACCCGCCCAGGGGGAUGGCACCAGCCUCUCCCCAAACUACACCCUGGAGUCAACGGCCGGGAACGACGGCAAGCCGGUCCCCGGGGGCGGAGGUCGGGGACGCGGUCGGAGAAAAAGGGACAGUGGUCACGUGAGCCCCGGGACCUUCUUCGACAAAUACUCGGCAGCGCCAGACAGCGGGGGCGCGCCUGGGGUGAGCCCCGGGCAGCAGCAGGCGCCAGGCGCAGCCGUCGGGGCGAACCCCACCAGCGAGGCUCGCGGGGCUCCUACGCCCCACGACAAAGCGCUCACGUCGCCGUCGUGGGGGAAAGGGGCCGAGUUGCUCCUGGGGGACCAGCCGGACCUCAUGGCUUCCCUGGACGGCGGGGCCAAGUCGGACGGUAGUUCCCCACACGUGGGCGAGUUUGCCUCGGACGAGGUGAGCACCAGCUACGCCAACGAGGACGAGGUGUCAUCCAGCUCCGACAACCCCCCAGCCCUGGCCAAAGCGAGUAGGAGCCCCCUGGUGACAGGCUCGCCCAAACUCCCUCCGCGUGGGGUGGGCGCUGGGGAACACGGACCUAAGGCGCCCCCGCCCCCGCUCGGCCUGGGCAUCAUGUCUACCUCUACCUCCACCCCUGACAGCUACGGCGGCGGGGGCACGGGCCACCCUGGCACCCCGGGCCUGGAGCAGGUCCGGACCCCAACGAGCAGCAGCGGGGCACCACCCCCGGAUGAGAUCCACCCCCUGGAGAUCCUCCAGGCGCAGAUCCAGCUGCAGAGGCAGCAGUUCAGCAUCUCUGAGGACCAGCCCCUGGGGCUCAAGGGUGGCAAGAAGGGUGAGUGUGCCGUUGGGUCCUCGGGCACGCAGAAUGGCGACAGCGAGCUGGGCAGCUGCUGCUCCGAAGCUGUCAAGAGCGCCAUGAGCACCAUCGACCUGGACUCGCUGAUGGCGGAGCACAGCGCCACCUGGUACAUGCCCGCCGACAAGGCCUUGGUGGACGGCGCGGACGAUGACAAGACGCUGGCACCUUGGGAGAAGGCCAAACCCCAGAACCCCAACAGCAAAGAAGCCCACGACCUCCCUGCAAAUAAGGCCUCAGCAACCCAGCCGGGGAGCCACUUGCAGUGCCUGUCCGUCCACUGCACAGAUGACGUGGGCGAUGCCAAGGCCCGAGCCUCCGUACCCACCUGGCGGUCCCUGCACUCCGACAUUUCCAACAGAUUUGGGACAUUCGUGGCCGCCCUAACUUGAAUUGACAAGAAAUGCCCCUCCCCCAUCAGGCCCUUCUUUCUCCCCCACCCCCUACCCCGUGCUCCCAAACCCCUCCUCCUCCUCCCCCACCCUUAAUUUGAAAGGGCCACUAUUGCUGAGUGGAUGAUUUUUUUUUCUAGGUUGGUACCUGCUUAGUGGCAUAUGGACCGGAAAGGGUUAAUUUAAAGGGGAAGAAAAAAAACCUCAAAAAAUUUUUUUAAAAAAGAAAACUCGUCUGCCACAGUAUGUUACCAGUGUUAACCCUUCUGCAGUUAGCAAACUUUUGCUUCAGCCUUUUUCCUGCUAGAGAAUUCCCGUUUUUCUGUAAUCUUGGCAUACGUUUUUUUAGAUGACCUCUUUCCUUGUUUUAUUUUCAUGCUGCUGUAUGUCCAAGCAUUGUUAUUUCGUAAUAAGACAAGAGUUACUUUCUUUUUUAUUCUCUUUUAUUCUCAUUCCUCUCCCCCCUCCCACCCCCAGCCUUUUUUUUUUUUUUUUUUUCCUUUUUGCUUUGUUCACUGCUUAUUAAAAUGGAAAUCCUGGAGAAUAGUAGUUCUGGAAUAUUGCCGGGCAAAAGUCAAAUUGUCAUCACGAUAUUAUAUAUUGAUACCCAACUGUCAUCAGUCAGGCAGGAGCCAAACAAUUAAUACCCCCCUUAGGUAUUCCGCCUGGGAUUUUGUUUUGUCUGUUUCCUAAGAAAAUAGACAGAUAUAUAUUUUCGUUCCUACAAACACACGCUCAGCCUUCAGCUCCGUUCUGUCUUCUGCUGGAAGCUGUUCUCUCUGCAAUGGAGGCGAUGACGUGUCCAGCCUGCUCAGUGGGAAGGAGUCGGAAUGUUCGACAGUGGUGUUUUCUCUCCUUUUCUGGGCCUCUGUGCAAGCGCCCAGGCUCUGAAUUUUCACGCUAUGCUAAACAGCCCUGGUGUGCAUGGGGGAUGGUGCCCUUCCAGCUUGCAGUCUCUGGGGGCUCCUGGCUCCCACCCUGCUGCGGCCGGGCUGGCUGGGUCUUGGGUGCCCAAGUUGGGGGAGGAUCUGGUUCUCAGCCCUUGACCUUUGCCCACAGCCGGUCCCAGCCAGGCCUUGCGGGAGGAAGGAGGUGGAACUGUGGGCAUCUUCCCGACCACUCCCAUUCUGUCCCCGCUGCCCAUCUAUUCUCCCCCUCCAACCUGGGCAACCCCCCAUCCCUGGGAGGGACGAGGCUUUUGCCAAGCACUUUUCCAGGGGCUCAGGGAAGGAGCCCCCAGGCUCAGCCUGCCAAGCUCCCCUUCUCUGCACCUGGGUGUAUUUCUCUGCAGAGGUUGGCAGGCUCCUGGGGGCUAUGGGAAGGAAACAAGGAACAUAAUCAUUGACUUUGAUGCUUGGGCCUUUUUCUUUAACCCCAGAACACCCCCCCCACUUUUGAUUUAAUCUCACCCUCUUGCAAAACUAGAGCCAUGUGUCAUGCGCCUCACCAAGGAAUAAUCUCUUUGAGCAGAGAUGGGGGGCAGCCAGGUGAAUAGGCAGCAGCGAGCAGGGCACCUGGAGCCCCGUCGAGGACCCAGAGUGGCAGGUGUCAGAGGACCAGUGUUGGCGGGGCGGGCACCUUUGGGUGCUGUGCAUGCCUACAAAAGGCUCAUAUGACUCAGGGGGUUCGUGAGGGGCACACAGAUUCCAGGAUGGGUCAGACAAGAAGUGACUGAUAGCCCUUCACCCAAAUCAGUAACUCCCCCAUUUUCCUUCUAUUUUUGUUAAAGAGCAAGUCUUACUAAAUGCUCUAUUUUGAGCCUGGCGUCCCCUCCCCUCUGUCCCCAGGUACCCAGAGUUUCUGGCUUUUUUGAUUUUUUUUUAAGCAAGUGACUUUGGGUUCACCAUACAACACCCACAUUGUUUAUUUCAAAGAACUUUUCAGCGAAGGGGUAAGAGUCCAGAAAAAUCUCGCUCUUUCCCCUCCCUCUUCUUUCCCGCGGGGGCCCUUUUGGCUCAGGUCCGCGUCUGGAUGGUCCUUGCUGGGGCCAUCGGACAGGGGGCCCAGCCCCCCGGGGGCCCGCAGAAGGCAGGCAGAAGAGCAGGUGGUGUGAACUGAUCAGCAGUGGGAAGGUGUGAACUGACUCAGUCCCUGAGUUCUGCCACCAGAGGAAAGAGAAAGAGAAUGUCCCUCCUGCCAGGGGCCGCAGGAGAAAUCAGCCAUAGUCUGAGCAAAACUUCACGCCCCCUCCGAUUCUGCAAUGUACAGCUGUUUGAGAGCUUUAUCACUUUAUUUUUUAAACAGGAAUGAUUUCUCCUUCAUUGCUUAAGGCCGGGGAGCCAAGCGUCUUGACUUCUUUUGACUUUCCCUGCGUUGAGUUCAUUAGCACCUGGCCAUCAGCUCGUGGUCCUAGCAACGUCGGAAGCCCCUGAAGUUUUAAACUUUCUCGCUCCCCACGACCCCAGAAUGGAACAGCUUUAAAAAUAGCCUUAAGCAAAAGGAUGUUAUUUCAUUAAAUUUGGUUUAAUGGAAAGAAUAAAAGCAAAAUAAAAACACACCCAACCCACGAGACUCCAAACACUGGUAAUCGGUACUGCAUAGCAAACUUUUUUUGGGAAAGAAAACGAAAACGUUAUUGCACAUGUAAAAUAUAAAAUCUUAACUCUGCUGUGUGUUAGGCAAUCCUGUAAUCUUUUUUGACUCUUAAAAGAAAUUCAUUUCUGAAAUGCUUGGUUGGAAGACUGUGACAAUAGCUCAUGAAAUUGAGUGUUAUUUUUUUCUUUCUUUUUUUAAAAAAAUAUGUAAAGUGCAGUCUUCUGUAUUCAUGCAUAUUGUAUAUACCUGUAUAUGUUUUCCUGAGCAGCUAAAUAACAAUAAAUAUGACGUUAAUGGUGA